Phodopus roborovskii (desert hamster) is the source of this 1045-nucleotide messenger RNA. Its product is annotated as histone-lysine N-methyltransferase SETMAR. NCBI's taxonomy places the organism in Eukaryota, Metazoa, Chordata, Mammalia, Rodentia, Cricetidae. The record is from RefSeq and is a predicted model, not a curated record. Gene Ontology annotation, molecular function: zinc ion binding; histone H3K9 methyltransferase activity; protein binding. Bases 1 to 945 code for a protein of 314 amino acids. Gene Ontology annotation, cellular component: nucleus. The transcript is spliced from 2 exons.
AUGUCUGCGGAAGCUGUAGAGAAACGUUCCUCUGGGAUAGCAGAAGCUGAGGAGGAAUCUGCGGCCCUGGUAGAACAAGAUGUAGCGCGCGGCCUGGAGAACUUUCCCGUGAGAGUGUGGCCUCUGAGGGCGGGGCCCAGGCCUAAGCCUUUGCAGUAUACUCCUGAUCAUGUAGCUGGGCCUGGAGCAGACAUCGACCCCACACAAAUAACCUUUCCUGGGUGUGCUUGUGUCCAAACGCCAUGUCUCCCUGGCACUUGCUCCUGUCUCCGCCAUGAGAAUAACUAUGAUGACAAUCUGUGCCUCAGGGACAUAGGAUUGGAAGCAAAGUAUGCCAAACCAGUUUUUGAAUGCAAUGUCCUCUGCCAGUGUGGUGACCACUGCAGAAACAGGGUGGUCCAGAAUGGUCUGCAAUUCCAUCUCCAGGUGUUCCAAACGGAUAAGAAGGGCUGGGGACUUCAGAGCUUGGAAUCUAUACCCAAGGGAAGAUUCGUCUGUGAGUAUGCUGGGGAGAUUUUAGGAUUCUCUGAAGUACAGAGAAGAAUUCACCUGCAAACAACACAUGACCCAAAUUACAUCAUUGCCGUCAGGGAGCACAUUUAUAGUGGACAGGUCAUGGAAACUUUUGUCGACCCUACCUACAUAGGAAAUAUUGGUAGAUUCCUGAAUCAUUCUUGCGAACCAAACCUGUUGAUGAUUCCUGUCCGAAUUGACUCAAUGGUGCCUAAGCUGGCACUUUUUGCAGCCAAAGAUAUUUUGCCAGGAGAAGAACUCUCUUAUGACUAUUCAGGAAGGUUCCUUAAUCGAAUAAGCAAUAAAGACAAAGACAGGACAGAUCAUGGACAACCAAGAAAGACUUGUUACUGUGGUGCCCCAUCAUGUGCCACCUUCCUGCCCUAUGACAGUUCACUGUACUGCCCCUUAGCAAAACCAGACACCAGUUAAGAACUAGUGAAGACACCUGUCUGCCAGCCUCUCUUGGGCUGAAACCAGAGAGAAUCAAGUAUUAAGGGACUCAUCUGCAACCUUGUUCCUCUCCCGAAAA